AUGGGGCGCUACAGUGGCAAAACAUGCCGCUUAAUUUUCAUGCUGGUCAUCACGUUCAUUUUCUUCGUGGCAGAGAUAGUGGCCGGAUACAUGGGGAACUCCAUAGCUCUGGUAUCAGACUCUUUCAACAUGCUAUCGGACAUCAUAUCGUUAUGUGUGGGCUUGACGGCCUCGUAUGUUUCGCGCCGUGCCGGAUCAGGGCGCUCCACAUACGGUUGGGUCCGAGCAGAGGUGGUCGGUGCCCUGGCCAACGCAGUUUUCUUGGCCGCCCUGUGCUUCUCCGUCUCGGUGGAGGCAUUAAAGCGACUGGUGCGGCCCGAGGCGAUUGACGAUCCCGGACUGGUUCUUGUGGUCGGCGCUCUGGGGCUAGCUGUGAACGUUGUCGGGCUGUUGAUUUUCCAAGACUGCCGACGAUGCUGUUCAAGGAUGAAGAGGAGAGAGAGAGAGAGAGAGAGAGAGAGAGAGAGAGAGAGAGAGAGAGAGAGAGAGAGAGAGAGAGAGAGAGAGAGUCUGCACAGUGACCAGCCAAAGGAGGAAGGACAGCCCCUCAACAUCAGAGGUGUGUUGCUCCACGUCCUGAACGACGCGCUGGGCUCGGUGGUGGUGGUGGUGGCCUCGGCCCUGUUCUAUGUGUGGCCCCUGGCCCCUGAGGACCCCUGUAACUGGCAGUGCUACGUGGACCCCAGUCUCACGCUGGUCAUGGUGACCAUCAUCAUGUGCUCGGCCGCGCCGCUGGUCCGGGAGACCUCCAGUAUGCUGCUGCAGAUGAGCCCUGCGGACCUGAACCUUACAGCGCUCAUGGAGGAGGUGUGUGCCGUGCCUGGGGUGCUGGGCAUCCACGACGUGCAUGUGUGGGAGCUGUGCAAGGGCCGCCUGGUGGCCACUCUCCACGCGCGCUGCUCCCCCGACCACCAGGGCGGCGCCGCCCUCUCCCUCCUCACCCUCCAGAUCCGCCAGAUCUUCCACCAGGCCGGGGUGCACAGCCUCACCCUCCAGCCCGAGUUCGGAGAGCCGCAGCCAGGGAGCAAAGGGGUGUGCGCGGCCCCCUGUCCGGAGGCGUCCUGCCUGAAGCUCUCCUGCUGCUCGCCCGGGAGAACAGAGAGUACGGCUGUGAACAGCAACGGGCAUGCUCCUAGUUCGACCACCACGCGGCUCACGGAGGUCUCUGUGGAGAUGGCGGAGAGCACCAAGGCCCUGCUGAGGGAGAGGGCGGGGGUGGGGGUGGGGGCGGGGGCGGGGAAGAGCAUCCAGAGCACGGAAAUGUAA
This is a messenger RNA of Engraulis encrasicolus (European anchovy), 1266 nucleotides long. RefSeq names its product solute carrier family 30 member 10 (gene slc30a10). The record is from RefSeq and is a predicted model, not a curated record. The coding region runs from base 1 to 1266 and encodes 421 amino acids. The transcript is spliced from 5 exons. Gene Ontology annotation, biological process: manganese ion transport; detoxification of zinc ion; intracellular zinc ion homeostasis. Lineage: Eukaryota; Metazoa; Chordata; Actinopteri; Clupeiformes; Engraulidae. Gene Ontology annotation, molecular function: zinc ion transmembrane transporter activity. Gene Ontology annotation, cellular component: membrane.